CGUCAAACUAACAUCUACUUGUAAUUAAUUAUAUGAACAAGACUACUAAUUAGUAAUUUACUUUGACAAGACUUUUGAUUUGGAGUUAAUUUCUCUUCUUGUCUUCUCUUAACACCCAGUAGUUGACCAUUUGUCAAAAUUACAGUCAAGCUGAAACUUAAUAAUAAUAAUAAUUAAGUGCUGCCAAAUCGCCCCAGAAUAAUUUCCCCUGCCUUAAAGUAACAGGAACGAAAUCUCAAAAAAAAAAAAAAAAAAUCACAUCGAUAAUCGAUUAAUUCAGAUAACGGCAAAAAGAUCAUGAGCCGCGCUUUUCUCUGCUUUUAAAAUCAGCAGCUUAAUCCCCCUAUAUAAGCAAACCCAGAUUAUCACUGUUCUCUCUCCCAACCCUUCCCCAUUUCUUCCCUAACAGAAAAUGGCUAAUCAUCGUUGGCCGAUCCUUCUCCUAAUCGUUGUAGUACUUAGCUGCUCGCCGUUCUUCGGCCAUGGCUAUGAUUUUGCUGCUCCUGGUGGUGGAACCAAGACUGCGUAUUUGAAGGUCGAUGCUUCUGGUGAUCAUCAUCCCACCAUCCCCAGUACCUUAUUCGGUGUCUUCUUUGAGGAAAUCAAUCAUGCUGGAGCUGGUGGGCUUUGGGCAGAGCUCGUCAGAAACAGAGGGUUUGAGGCCGGCGGGGGAGUGGCUCCUUCCAACAUUUAUCCUUGGAAUGUGAUCGGCGACGAGAGGGCGGUGAAGGUGGCCACGGAGCCGACGUCGUGCUUUGCGAACAACAAGAUGGCGCUGCGGAUGGAUGUGAUGUGCGACGGUGCCAGCUGUCCGGCCGGCGGCGCCGGGAUUGUAAAUCCCGGUUAUUGGGGGAUGAAUAUUCAACAAGGGAAGAGUUACAAGCUGGUCUUCUACCUCCGGUCCAUUGGCCCGGUCGACUUAACCGUGGCCUUGAUUGGGUUCAACCGGACAAAAAAACUGGCCGCCCAAAAUGUCGGAGGUGUAUUUACGGGGUGGACCAAGAGGGAGGUCGUGUUCAAACCCAUCAUGUCGGACCCGAAUGCGUCCCUCGCGAUCACUAGUUCACAUAAAACGGUCGUUUGGUUCGACCAGAUCUCUCUCAUGCCACUCGACACAUACAAGGGACAUGGGUUCCGAGCUGAUCUUGCUCAAAUGGUUGCAGACCUCAAACCGGGGUUCAUCCGGUUUCCGGGUGGAUGCUUUGUGGAAGGUGCGUGGCUGAGGAACGCAGUCCGCUGGAAGGAAACAGUGGGCCCAUGGGAGAACAGGCCUGGGCAUUUUGGUGAUGUCUGGAAUUAUUGGACCGACGAUGGAAUGGGCCUGUACGAGUUCUAUCAGUUUGCUGAAGACAUUGGCGCAUUGCCGAUUUGGGUGUUUAACAAUGGGAUUAGCCAUACCGAUGAAGUUGAUACCACCAUGAUUGGACCUUUCAUUCAAGAAGCCCUGGACGGGAUUCAGUUUGCCGUUGGUCCGGUAAACUCGAAAUGGGGCGGACUCAGGGCGACUAUGGGGCACCCUAAGCCGUUCGAUCUUAGAUAUGUUGCUGUCGGGAACGAGGAUUGUGGCAAAGAACACUACCGAGGGAAUUACCUCAAGUUCUACUACGCCAUAAAGAGCGUUUUCCCUAACAUCAAGGUCAUCUCCAACUGCGAUUACACCGACCCCAGCACGCCAACUCAAGAUCCAGCCGACUACUACGAUUACCAUAAAUACACGACCGCCAGCGACAUGUUUCGUCUGAGACAUCAGUUCGACACCGUGCCACGAACCGGGCCCAAGGCCUUCGUAAGUGAGUACGCGGUAUGGCGGGAGGACGCCGGAUUGGGGAGCUUGAAAGCAGCAUUGGCGGAGGCAGGGUUCCUCAUGGGUUUGGAAAAAAACAGCGACAUUGUUGAGAUGGCUGCGUAUGCGCCCCUGUUCGUCAACGCAAACGACAGGAAGUGGAGCCCCGACGCCAUUAACUUCGACUCCUACAGAGCUUACGGAACUCCGAGCUACUGGAUGCAGACUUUCUUCUCCCAGUCCAAUGGCGCAGCUCUGCUCAACGCCACGCUCGACGACCGAUCCUCUGCUCAUCUGGCCGCCUCUGCCAUCAUCAGAGCAGACCCCGCCACGGGCAAUUCGUACCUCAGGGUUAAGGUCGUGAACGUGGCGGAUGAUCCGAUCGACAUAAAAAUCGACAUCAUCGGAGCGAACAUCGAUAGCAGAUUCGCGUCGAAGAAGACCGAAAUAACGUAUGGUGGGGAUGUGAUGGCGGAGAAUACAUUCGAGGAGCCGUUAAAGAUCAAGCCGGUGGAAACAGAAUUGAAGAAUCCAAGCAGCAAGAUGGGUGUGAAAUUGUCUGCUCAUUCUUUGACUUCAUUUGAUUUACUGUUACCCAAAGGAGGGAAUGUGAAGCAGUCCAGGAAGACUGGUGUUCUUAGCUAAGUAGGAGAAAAAGAUUGUUAGGCCUUAGUAAAUUUUCUUUUUUUUCUAACCGUUACCCAGCUGUAAAAAAAGGUAGCUGGUGUAAUUUCAAAUUCCAAUAGUGUAUGGUGCAAAUGGUACUUGAAUGAAAUGUGGAUGACUUAAGUGAAACAUGAUCCAUAUUCGUCGUCUAUAGAUUAUAAUGAGUCAAAUUGUAUGUAAGGAUCCAACUUCAUGCAUUAGUUGUUUGUCUAAUUUGAAAUCAUCGAAAUCUUUAUGAAAAUUUCAACUUUAAGGAGGUCUUAUAAAUCUAUUCAAUUUCAGACAAAAAUCCAGCAUAUAAUAGAAGAAAAAAUAUGAAAUUUUUUGCUAUAAUUUGAUUCGUCCUAACAAAAAAGUAAUUAAUAGAGUCGAACCAAUGUCGUUCAUCCUCAUAUAUAUAUGAUUACAUUUUUACACAAGGGCCAACAUAUCAAAAUGAAGAAGUUGUGGUCUAAAAUGGAUAGAUAAUAGAGUUUUAAGGAUCGUUUAGAGCAUAACUAUAUAACCACGUGAAACGACGCAGUAUCAGAACCGUGGCUUUACGCUUAUAUAACCAAUCCCUAAAAUCACAAUUUCCGAUUUUGGCACAUCCUCCGCAACUCUGUUCGCGUUCUUAUAAACCUAGCGAUCGCCGCCCAGCUCACCGGCGAUCGGAGCCUCCUUCUCUUAAUCAGCUGAAGGACAACGCGAAGUAAACGCAUCAUUCAACCGACGGAAGCAUCACAAGAACAACGAGUCGCGCCUUGCUGCCACCGCACUCUUCUCUUCAGAGGCCAGCGCCUCUGUCCUAGCCAGUCACCGGUGGAAUUGAGAGCGAGAACUUGAAAGGGGAAGGAGGAGCCAAUUCUUUUGCAGCAUAUACCUGUAUUCGUGGGAUUGAGCAAUGGUUUCCGGGCUGAUAAACGCCAAUCCCGUCGUCUAUGAAAAGAAAGAGCGGCGGGAACGGCCUACUUCUAUCCCCGAUGCCGACGAGUAUUCUGCUGAGGCCAUCGACCAGCUGGAAGUGUUUGAUAUCCUUUCAAUUCUCCAUGCUGUUUCUUAUUCUAAUUUAUCUUCUUUUGUUGGUGAAAAUUCGACCUGAUCUUCGACCUGCUAGAGUAAUUGCAAAUGUUUGAAUUAGGCCUGAAAUUUGAUUCAAUCGGCAACUAGGGGAAAAUGAUAGAGCAUAUCGUAGGAUUCAAUGGGUUGUAGUGCUUGUGUUCUUUGGAGACCAAAGUUUGUUCAUUUGGAGGUAGCUUGAUUGUUUUACAAAUGGGUUGGGGGGUUCUAUCAUCUAUUAUCAAUCUGUUGAUGUAACCUGUGCCGAUCAAAAUUGAGGGUCGAUGCCUCUUUAUUGCUGUGCUUCUUAACUUGGUUCAUACAUCACGUGAGAGACAUAAAGGAUCCAGAACACCCUUAUUCAUUGGAGGAGCUUAAGGUUAUAUCAGAAGAUGCGAUCGAAGUGGAUGACAGGCGUAGUUAUGUUAGGUGGUAUCCGCAAUCUUGUUCUUUCUGUUCGACUAUCCAUUUUUCCCGAUGCAAGAUACUGAAUUAGUAUUUGUUUAUUUGCUUUCAGGGUGACAUUUACUCCGACAGUCGAGCAUUGUAGCAUGGCGACUGUAAUCGGCCUUUGCUUGCGAGUUAAGCUUAUGAGAAGCCUGCCAUCUCGCUACAAGGUAUAUGCUUUUCUCAUUCAAUUGUUAUUAUCAAUUAUAAGUUUGUUGGGUAUCCAAGCUUUCUGGCCUUUGUGUGAUAGUUGUACAUGUAGAUUGUGUUAUGUUCUGGUGCUACUUACCUUCUUUCCAUGCGAAUCCUCUCACGAACAUCAUUUAUUGUUUGCAUUUUAGGUGGAUAUCAGGGUUGCACCAGGAACCCAUGCAACUGAAGCUGCAGGUACUACUCCCUCUUUAUCAUCUGUGUUUGUCGAUUGGAAACUUAGUCUGGAUAAACUUGCUGGUCAUUGGCUGGAGCUGAAUGUGAACGUUCGGGUUAACUAUAAUAACAAAUUAACGGUACUUGUUGCGUUAUGUUCAAACGAUGAAAGUUACAUGUUGAAAGCGUUCUUUCACUGUAUUUCUUGGGGUUGAAUUCUGUCGUAGUAUUAUGGACAAAGGAAAGCAAGAUGUGUAUAUAUGCGAAGAAUCUUGAACUGUCCUGUAAACAUGGUGGGAUUUCAUUUUACCAAUUAAGCAUAGCUCUUAGG
This is a messenger RNA of Linum trigynum, 4631 nucleotides long. NCBI's taxonomy places the organism in Eukaryota, Viridiplantae, Streptophyta, Magnoliopsida, Malpighiales, Linaceae. The record is from the annotation of a GenBank genome assembly.